CUGCAGCUCGCGGGACGUCAUCUGCGUCUGAGCAUAAAAACAAACGGAGGGGGCGUCCCGACCCGCACACUCCGCUGCUGCGUUUCACCCCGCAAACUUUUCCAAAAUGGUGCAACAACUCUCCAAAUCCGGGGUGAAGGACACUCCCGAGCUGAAAGCUGGCCACCCUCCAGCAGUAAAAGCUGGAGGGAAACGAGUCGCCAAGAAAUGCCUGGAAGACAGUGGCGCUCACGGGACUGCAGAGAAGGAUAACAAGAGGUCUGAUAAGUGCAGCCGGUCUGCUGCCACUUCCACCAGGAUGCAACAAGUCGGCCUACUCCUCGCAGGAACGCUGGAUAAGCUGAGCCACGACUUCCCAGAAACACCGGUGAGCGUGAGGCACAGCAAGGUGCGCCCCGCCGUGGAGAAGCCUCACUCCCCCCGGACCUUUUUCAUCCAGCAGCCCAGGAAGUAUUGAACACAUUUUGGGGAAGGAAAAAAAAAAAAGUCCCCAGAGGGAACCAUGUUAAGUCAACUGUGAAACACCAGCAUGAAGCGUUAGACACACGGGGGGACUGACAGGCUGUCUGUGAAGUGUUGAUGGGAAGAAAGCGUUCAUCAAGCUGUUUACUUGGAAAGAAAAAUGAUCUUUUUGGAACUGUACCUGUUCGUCAGAAUACUAUAAACCAGCAUUAUUGUACGUUUUUGCUAGCUGUAUUUUACCUGCCAAUG
This is a messenger RNA of Salarias fasciatus (jewelled blenny), 711 nucleotides long. RefSeq names its product death associated protein 1b (gene dapl1b.1). Bases 107 to 457 code for a protein of 116 amino acids. Gene Ontology annotation, biological process: cellular response to amino acid starvation; negative regulation of autophagy; apoptotic signaling pathway. Lineage: Eukaryota; Metazoa; Chordata; Actinopteri; Blenniiformes; Blenniidae. The record is from RefSeq and is a predicted model, not a curated record. The transcript is spliced from 4 exons. Gene Ontology annotation, molecular function: death domain binding.